GAUCGUGUACAGAGCAGUUUCGUUGCAUUUUCUAGGAUGAAGUCUCGAAAGCUAUUAUCUUACCAGAAAAUGUCACGUCGUUGUAAAGAAACUGUUAUCUUACCCACAACUAAAAAUGCCAUAAAAAAGUUUGAAAUGUCACAUGUUCCCAGUGAACGUUUCCUAGGUAACAUUCCCGUUAAACUUUGAUUUGUACACGAGUUUGUUGUGUGUGUUUGUGAAAUGUAUACGAGUGUUGGGAGCACCGGAUAUUGUUCCCGCUUCAUCACGCGCCAAAUCAUCCCGCCGCAACGAAAAGAGCGCGGCAUUUCCAGACCACCCCAAAGCGGCGCUCCGCCUCUGAAAACCCUAGAACCGCGCCGCCGCGCCAUCACCGGAGAGAUGCCGCCCCCGCGUCGACGCCGUUACAAGAAGCGUCGUCGGCUGGCUGACGCCGCUCCGGUGGAGGCGGACGCCCUGAUUUCGCUGCCCGCGGACGUCCUCAACGUCAUCCUCACCCGCCUCGACCUCCGCGACGCCGUUCGUACGUCGGCGCUCUCCCGCGCCUGGCGAUACCGAUGGGAGGCCCUCCCAUCCCUCGACCUCCACUUCCCCCGCCUAAAAGACGACGAGGGAGCGCCCAAGGGGUUGAGGGCCGUCGACGGCAUCCUCCUCCGCUGCCCCGGCCGCGUCCGGCGCUUCUGCGUCUUCCUCGACGAGCCCUACGCGGCCCGCAUCCAUGACUGGCUUCUCGUCCUCUCCCGUCGGGGCGUCGAGACCCUCCACAUCAGCUCCAUCGACGGCUUCCUGGCUCUCCCCUCCUCCCUCUUCACCUGCGGCCAGCUCACCUCCCUCAGUCUCUUCAGAUGCGCCAUCCCGCCCCUACCCCCGGGCUUCCAAGGUUUACGGGAGUUAAGGAAUUUUACUCUCAUCAACGUCCGGUUACAGAAGAAGGGGGGAUACCAGCUGGAGAAGAUCAUCGCCACAUCACCCUCGCUCGAGGAGCUGACACUUUGGGAUGUGACUAUCCGAGGCAGAUUCAAAGAGUGGGUGAUUCAGGCGACCAAUCUCCGGUUCCUCAAAAUUUGUUCGGCUAAUGAUUAUGGUUGGAACCUUGGGGAUCUUCCGCGCCUCGAUUAUGCUGUAAUUGAUAUAUGGCACUAUCUAGGCGGGGAUUGUGAUUUCUCCAAAUUUCUCUCGAGGCUUGCGAACGUUACUGAGCUUUGCAUAUAUACUUGUCAUUCACCGGUACGCCCAGAUGCUCUCGCUUUAUCUGUUCUUAUAAUGAACAUCUGGGCUCAGUUUAGUACUCAUGUGUUAUUAAAUUUCCUUACAGACAAGAGACAACAUUGAGGAUUAGGCCAUGUAAAGAUUACCACUAAUUCUUAUCUUUGUUGUGCCUUACCUUCCUAGUGGAACAUUUUAGUGGAUUUUAUCUAUCUCCUCUGUUUGAUUGUUGUCAAGUAUUUGAUCUGCUAGGGACA
Molecule: messenger RNA, 1463 nt
Organism: Aegilops tauschii subsp. strangulata
Lineage: Eukaryota; Viridiplantae; Streptophyta; Magnoliopsida; Poales; Poaceae
Product: F-box/LRR-repeat protein At3g26922-like
Molecular function (GO): protein binding
Source: RefSeq, a predicted model, not a curated record